CGUGUGUACGAGUCUACAGUAAUACGUGAACGUGAACUAGAAGUGCUCUUUGGAUGUCUAAAGACGGGGUCAUAAAGCUCAAGUUUUUGACAUAAGUUGUUGUCGGAAAGUUGUGCUUCAUCUGUGCACAAGAAGAAGCAUCCUCCUUUGGCAACUGUGCCUUUGAUACACAGUACUCGAGUGAAUUCAAACUUCAAAGCGAUGUGGAAUCCUACAAUGGCCAGUUUUGCAAGUCUAUCCCGUGCUGUGAGUGCAAGCACAACAGCAACACACCUAAAGACUCUGCUCAAUCCUGAAAUCAGCUUCUUACAACAGUCUCGACUACUGUUCAGUUACCUGUCACAUCGGAAUAGCCAAGCACCGACAACAACCAGGACUGGCAACAAUGAUGGACACCUUCAAAGGUUGUCCACUCAUAACCUUAUUGCAAAUAGUAUGUCUUCCCUGAGGUCCGUAUCAACGACUGCAGGGUGUAAGAAGUCGGCGACGUCGAGAGCGGAGCUGAAGAGCAGCAAAAGGAUAGUCCUGAAGCUAGGUAGUGCUGUGAUCACAAGAGACGAUGAGUGUGGGUUGGCCCUAGGUAGGCUGGCUUCCAUCGUAGAACAGGUUUCAGAGCUCCAAUCUUCAGGCAGACAGGUCGUACUGGUCACCAGUGGAGCUGUGGCAUUCGGGAAGCAGAGGCUACGCCAUGAAGUCAUGCUGUCAAAGAGCAUCAAACAAACUCUUGCCCCAAAUUCUUCUAGCAUUAUUCAGAUGGACUCAAGAGCCUGUGCUGCUGCUGGCCAGAGUGGUUUGAUGUCUCUAUACGAAGCUAUGUUCUCACAGUAUGGGCUCACUACUGCUCAGGUACUGGUGACCAAGCCAGACUUCUACCACGACUACACCCGCAGCAACCUCCGGGGCACCAUGCAGGAGCUGCUGCGGAUGAACAUCAUCCCCAUCAUCAACUCCAACGAUGCGGUGGUCCCACCCCCAGAGGAGGACAAGGACUUGGCCGGGGUAAGAACAGGGGUCAUUAGUAUCAAGGACAAUGACAGCCUUGCAGCCCGUCUUGCCAUCGAGAUCAAUGCUGAUCUACUCGUCCUGCUUUCCGAUGUCGACGGCAUCUUCUCCGCUCCUCCUGGCCAAGAGGGGGCGUCCUUCCUAGAUACGGUCUACCCUGGAGACACAGCUUUCAUCGAGUUUAAAGGGACUUCUCGUGUUGGGCUUGGCGGUAUGGAAUCAAAGGUCAAAGCAGCCAACUGGGCGCUGGAGCGCGGCUGCUCCGUCGUGAUCGGCAACGGCAUGAACAGGGACGACAUCGUCCUGAACAUCCUCAACGGGCGGAAGGUGGGCACCUUCUUCACGGAGACCAAACCCACAGGCGUGUCCCCGGAGAUGCAGGCUAUAAAAGCCAGAGACGGUGGCAGGCUACUCCAGGCACUCACUUCCGAACAGAGAGCUGAGGUAAUAAUACGUCUAGCUGACCUCUUGAUUGAAAGGUCAUCAACCAUCAUGGCGGCUAACAGGAGGGACAUUGAUGAGGCUAGGCUAAGUAAUAUGACUGGACCUAACCUGUCCAGACUAGCGCUGACCGAUGCCAAGCUGAAGAGCCUGUCCGACGGUCUGAGGCAGAUUGCGGCCACCUCUCACAAGAAUGUUGGCCGAGAGAUCAAGAGGACAUUGCUGUCCGAUGGCAUGUUGCUGCGACAGGUCACCGUGCCGAUCGGAGUGCUCAUGGUUAUCUUCGAGUCCAGGCCAGACUGUCUGCCGCAGGUAGCAGCACUGGCCAUCAGCAGUGCCAAUGGUCUACUCCUGAAGGGAGGCAAGGAAGCAAGUUAUAGUAAUGAGGUGCUACACUCUCUAGUAGAAGAAGCCCUGGAGAUGCAUGAUGCCAAAGAUGCUGUAGCACUGAUCAGUACCAGAGAGCAGGUCGGUGACUUGCUGAAGAUGUCCGACGACAUUGACCUGGUCAUUCCACGAGGUUCCAAGGAGAUGGUUCAGCUCAUUCAGCAGCAGAGUGAGGGUAUCCCAGUCCUCGGACACAGCGAGGGAAUCUGUCAUGUCUACAUCGACGAGGAGGCGGAUCUCGACAUGGCCCUGAAGAUUAUCCGCGAUUCUAAGUGCGAUUACCCAGCCGCCUGCAACGCAAUGGAGACGCUACUCAUCCACAAGAAGUUCAGACAUACUCAAGUCUUUGAAGAUAUCCUCGAUAUGCUGAGAGCAGAAAAUGUCAAAUUCAACCCAGGCCCUCGCCUGGCCCGAUCCCUCAAGUUUGGACCUCGGGAGGCAGACUCGAUGAGCAUCGAGUACGGUGGCUUGGAGUGCGCAGUAGAAAUAGUUGACGACGUCACAGGUGCAAUCAACCAUGUCCAUAAACAUGGCAGCUCCCAUACUGAUGUGAUUGUUACAAAUAAUGAAGAGACAGCGGAUGAAUUCAUGAAGAACGUGGACAGUGCCUGUGUCUUCCACAAUGCCAGCACUCGUUUCUCUGAUGGAUACCGAUUUGGAUUGGGAGCUGAAGUCGGUAUCAGCACCACCAGGAUCCACGCCAGGGGACCGGUCGGGGUGGAGGGUCUCCUCACCACCAAGUGGAUCCUUGAAGGGUCCGGAGACACCGUGCAGGAGUACGCAGCAGGAGGGAGUAAGAUGUUCGUACACCAGGAGCUGGAGGUAGAGAAUGGGGAGGAUGUCCUGGAGUCUUCAGCAGCAUAGAGGUACAGUGAAACCUGUCUAUAAAGACCGAGGGAGACGAGAGAAGUGGUCUUUAUAGGCUUGU
Messenger RNA from Strongylocentrotus purpuratus (purple sea urchin), 2758 nucleotides. Its product is annotated as delta-1-pyrroline-5-carboxylate synthase-like. The transcript is spliced from 15 exons. Gene Ontology annotation, molecular function: ATP binding; glutamate 5-kinase activity; glutamate-5-semialdehyde dehydrogenase (NADP+) activity. Gene Ontology annotation, cellular component: mitochondrion; cytoplasm. The coding region runs from base 202 to 2694 and encodes 830 amino acids. The record is from RefSeq and is a predicted model, not a curated record. Lineage: Eukaryota; Metazoa; Echinodermata; Echinoidea; Camarodonta; Strongylocentrotidae.